Messenger RNA from Prunus armeniaca (apricot), 927 nucleotides. The record is from the annotation of a GenBank genome assembly. NCBI's taxonomy places the organism in Eukaryota, Viridiplantae, Streptophyta, Magnoliopsida, Rosales, Rosaceae.
AUGUCUGACGAAGGAAGAGUACACCCAGAUUGCAGAAAUGCAUCCAAUCCCUACCAUGAAUGCAGCGAAUAUUGCUUUACAGUUAUUGCCGAAGCUAAGGCUCGAAUGGAUCAAAACCAAUCAGAAGAUGUGCAAGCCAGUGGCGGUAGUGGAAAAUCCAACUCAGAGGCCGCUGAGCAAGAGGAAUAUGUACAUAAUGAAAAACCAGAUUCUGAAGAACUUGCUGAUGAUGGUGAUGACCAUCCUGAGGAGAAUAUGGAAGGAGACUUCACAAAGUUCACAGGGAGGAAGAAAAAAUUGUGGGAAUUGAGGAUGAAGAUGAAUAAGGCAAGAAAAGACAAUCAAACGGAUAUUGCAGCUGAAAAGAAAAGACUGGAACCUCCACAAGAGUCCAGGGGCAUUUCUAAACAAAAAUGGCUUGAAGAGAGGAAGAAAAGAAUUGGCAAACUUCUAGAUGCAAAUAAUUUGGAUAUGAAAAGUGCGUACAUGCUAGAUACACAAGAGAUGGCAGAGGCAAAAUACAAGAAAUGGGAAAAGGAUCCUGCCCCAGCUGGCUGGGAUGUUUUCAAUCAGAAAACUCUGUAUGAUGCAUACAAAAAGCGAACAAAGAACAUUGAGAUUGACUUGGAAGAAUACAAUAGGAUGAAAGAGGCUGAUCCAGAGUUCUAUCGUGAAGCUUCCAGCCUCCAAUAUGGGAAGGCUCCAAAGAUAUCAGAGGACAAGAUUGAUAAGAUGGUGAAGGAACUCAAGGAUCGGGAAGAGAAGAAGAAGUCAUUUAGCAGGAGGAGGAGGUUCCACGAUGAGAAAGAUAUUGACUCGAUCAAUGACCGAAAUGAGCAUUUUAAUAAGAAGAUUGAGCGAGCCUUUGGUAGAUACACACUGGAGAUCAAAAACAAUCUUGAGCGAGGAACUGCAUUGCCUGACUAA